CCAUCAUGUCGCUUCUCCGGCCCACCUUUGCGCGCACACCGCUCGCCGGGCUCUCCCGGUCGCUCCACAGCAGCGCUGUGCAGCGGCAGGCGCCCGCGCCGCAGGCGACGAUGCCGGUGUCGCAGGCGCUGGCGCGCACCGAGGUGCCGCGCACGUCUGCCGAGUGGGCCGCCGCCUACCCGCGGCACCCGCUGCUCGCCUUCUUCCACACCGCGCCCGUGCGCCUCGAGUCGUCGCACCCGCUGCAUCCGUCCAACGCCCCCGGCGCGCCGCGCAACGCCUCCAAGGCCGCGACGGACGUGCAGCUGCCCGCCGUGCUGAGCAAGGCGGACCUCGAGAAGGAGCGCGCCAGCCGUUCGUGGGCGACGCCCGAGCUGCGCACCAAGAGCUCGUUUGAGCUGCACCAGCUCUGGUACCUCUGCCUCGUCGAGCGCAACGUGCUGGCCACGAGCUUUGAGGAGCUGCGCUGGACGGGCGCGCGGGCGCUGGCGCGCAUGAACAACUCGAGCCUCGGCUUCCGGAAUCGCAAGGUAAGCCUGCUACCCAUCCGCCGGGCAUCGGACGCAGCAGACGCAGUGACUCCGCAUGUGCGAGCGUAUCGCUCGCCGCUGAUGCGCACGGUACUGAAGCGCCGUCUCGUCAUCUGCCACUUCGUGCCCUGUCCUGCCCCGGGCCCCUUCGCUGACCAUGCGUUGCCCGCUCUCGCUCACAGCUGCGCAAGACGAUGGCGCGCAUCAAGUUCGUGCUGAACGAGCGGCGCAUCGCGCUCGAGGAGGCGCGCUUCCGGGCGAUGCAGCGUGAGGAGGGCGU
Molecule: messenger RNA, 810 nt
Organism: Tilletiopsis washingtonensis
Lineage: Eukaryota; Fungi; Basidiomycota; Exobasidiomycetes; Entylomatales
Exons: 1
Coding region: 6-749 (247 amino acids)
Biological process (GO): mitochondrial translation
Cellular component (GO): mitochondrial ribosome; mitochondrial large ribosomal subunit
Molecular function (GO): structural constituent of ribosome
Source: RefSeq, a predicted model, not a curated record